Poeciliopsis prolifica (blackstripe livebearer) is the source of this 4168-nucleotide messenger RNA. RefSeq names its product zinc finger protein 384 a (gene znf384a). The record is from RefSeq and is a predicted model, not a curated record. Gene Ontology annotation, molecular function: DNA-binding transcription factor activity, RNA polymerase II-specific; RNA polymerase II cis-regulatory region sequence-specific DNA binding. Gene Ontology annotation, biological process: regulation of transcription by RNA polymerase II. NCBI's taxonomy places the organism in Eukaryota, Metazoa, Chordata, Actinopteri, Cyprinodontiformes, Poeciliidae. Bases 343 to 2118 code for a protein of 591 amino acids. The transcript is spliced from 11 exons. Gene Ontology annotation, cellular component: nucleus; PcG protein complex; transcription regulator complex.
GUAAUUCGAUUGUAAAUGCAUUGUUAUUUUCAGUGUGUCUGAGAGCACCGUCGUCCCCGUCGCCGGAAGUCUGCAUGAAGCUGCGUCUCCAACAGAGGCUACGGCGUCGACGUUUUUUUUUUUCUGUCUUGUUUUUUUUUUUUUUUUUUUUUUUUUUUAUUCGACACUUUUUUUUUCUUUUUUUAUUUUCUCUGAGCGAGAUGAGCAGGGAGUGAGGAAUGGAGGCGUAGGGACCGAGGAUGUUUGUGUUCGCAGGUUAAGCGUUUGAACACACGCAGGCCUCCCAGUUUUAGCUUAACUGAACAAGCCAACGAACAAAAGGAGAAAAUUAAUGGAGAAAUAAUGGACGAUUCCCAUUUCAACUCAUCAUACUUUUGGUCUCCCGUCCCCACUGUACAAGGACAGAUUGAGAACGCCAUGUUCCUCAACAAGGCAAAGGAGCAGCUGGGUCCAGACAAGGCCAACGCGCCUCCCUUCCCUCACUCUUCUGCGUCUUCCACCUCGUCCCCUCACUACCCCACAGCUGUCCUCGCCAUCCCGGGUUCGGUGGAUCCAGGGGCGGGGGUGCGGGUGGUCCCCAAACAGGAAGGAGGUGGGAAUACAUCCGGCGGAGGAGGGGGAAACAGCGGGAACGCAACCUUGAGUGGAGUCGGGGGACAUCUACACCAGUCGCACACCUCCCAGAACGUCACGGUUGUUCCUGUUCCCUCCACUGGGAUCAUGACUGCAGCGGGGUUAGUGAUCACCACCCCACAAGGCACACUGGUUCCAACUGCCUCCACACAGUCGUUUGUAACUGGACCCCCCACUGCCACCACCAUGAUAGUGUCUGCAGUGCAUCCCUCAAACACAGACAAGAAGGAGGAUGGUUCUGUUCCUCCAGCCAUUGUUAUGCCGACGCCAUCGAAGCGAGGCAGGAAGAGCAAACAGAUGAUGGGCAGAGUUGGUGGGAUUCUCCCUCCAGGAAGUGAUGCUUUAAUUUUAGCCCAUCUUGCUGCUGGCGGACAGCAUCACUCUGCUGACCCAUAUGAUCUGUCAAAUGAUGAGGAUGAUCAUACCAGUAAAGAUGGACCCAAGUCCUACAGAUGUCGAAUGUGUGCAGUGACAUUCUUCAGCAAGUCAGACAUGCAGAUUCACGCUAAGUCCCACACUGAGGCCAAGCCCCACAAGUGCCCCCACUGCUCCAAGUCAUUUGCCAACUCCAGCUACCUGUCCCAGCACAUCCGCAUCCACAGCGGGGCCAAGCCCUACUCCUGCACCUACUGCCAGAAAACAUUCAGGCAGCUCAGUCACCUGCAGCAGCACACACGAAACCACACUGAGGCCAAGCCCCACAAGUGCCCCCACUGCUCCAAGUCGUUUGCCAACUCCAGCUACCUGUCCCAGCACAUCCGCAUCCACACCGGGGCCAAGCCCUACACCUGCUCCUACUGCCAGAAAACAUUCAGGCAGCUCAGUCACCUACAGCAGCACACACGAAUUCACACUGGGGACCGACCAUACAAGUGUAACCAUCCUGGCUGUGAAAAGGCUUUCACUCAGUUGUCCAACCUGCAGUCUCACCGUCGACAACACAACAAAGACAAGCCCUUCAAGUGUCACAACUGUAACCGUGGUUAUACAGACGCUGCCAGUCUGGAGGUUCACCUGUCGACUCACACCGUCAAACACGCCAAGCUGUUCUCCUGCGGCCUCUGCAACAGAUCUUACACAUCGGAGACUUAUUUAAUGAAACACAUGAGGAAGCACAACCCCGACCCGUUAACGGUGGCAGCGACGGUCGCCGCCCAGCAGGCCCAGGGCCUGACGCCAGGAGGGGGAGGGCGGGGCCGGGGCCGCGGUCGAGGCAGAGGCAGAGGAAGUCACCUCCAAAGCCAGAACAACCCAAACAACGCCAACCAGAACCAGAACCCCGGGCCCCCGGGCAGCUACCAGCCCACCCAGCAACCCUCUGAGGGCGUCGUUCCGUGCCCCUUCGACCUGCACCAGUACAAGACAGUGUCGGCCAGUGAGAUCCAGUAUAAACCCGUCAACGUUGGCGACCUGCCGGUGACCCAUAAAGACCUGUGUCUAACCGUCUCCACGUCAGCCAUCCAGGUGGAGCACAUGAACUCGUAGGCGGCGUCCUGCGGCUCUGGUUGGGACAGGACUAAUAAUCUGCAGUGUAAAAAGCUCCAUUUGAUUCACCGUCUUUCAUCUUCAGUCUUCUAAAAGCAAAACUAGAAACAUGGCUAAGAAAGGAGAAACUGUUACCCUCCUCAUCAGCCAUCCGACACUGACAUCAGCUGCGUUUUUGUUUUCACCGUCAAGUAGCUCUGAAGGACGAUUCGAAAGGGAUCGGAGUGAUAUUGCGAUACAAUCAGGAGAUGGAAGUUCAGUUUGGUUCACCUGAUUCUGAAGCUUUAAAGCUGGGAACAACUUUAGGCUCCAUGUUGGAUCACAGAUAGUCUGCAGUGUUGAGUUCAGGUUCCUCCGAGACGAGUGGGAAAGCAGGUUCCAACUGGGGGAAAUGGGUUUGCACAUUUAAUAUCUGGAAAAAUCGCUUUUCACUUUGGAAUCAUAAAUUUAGGCAAAAAUAAAUCAGCACCUCAAGUUUCACCUUUAUUACUUUGGUUGAGCUGUAAAACAAAUUAAACCAACCUUUGAGGUAAUACUGGGAGAUGAAACCUGUAAAUGAUCUGUGAAAGUAAAAAUAAUCUCUGGAAAUUUAGGGGUAACUUUGCAGAUUAAAUUCUUGAAAUACUUCAACAAGCCAAAAAAAAAGAAGAAAAGUAAAAACAAGUAAUAAUUUAUAAAUGGUAAAACUUUCGGCAUGGAAAUGGAAGCACUUAAUCAUAACACAGAAGAUGGAAGUUAUGUAUUUCCAUCUAAAUUCCAAUAGAUUCAUUUUACAAAUCACAAUUAAACAUCAGAAGAUCAAUGAAUGAAGGAACCAUUUUGUUUUCAGAGCCAAAAGUCCUGAACAAAAGCAAACCGAGUUAGAAUGUACUAAACCUGAGGAAUCUGCAGCAGAGCGAUCGGAGGAAAGCGGGACGGAGGAGUCCUACAGAAAGCACUUGAUGAAGCUCUUACUUCACGCCUAUGUUUGUCAUUGUUUGUCUUUUUUUUUAAUAUAUAUAUAUAUAUAUAUAAAUCAUGUUUGUAUUUUUCUACCGACAGAGGAACAUACAGAGAGAAAGCAGAGUGAGCGCAUGAACGUCGUGGAAAAAAAGCGUUUAGUCGUUUGUUAUUCUGGGAGGAGCGGUUAAUCUUCCUCCUGUGGGCGACGAGAGCCCGCCCCGCUCUUAUCAGGGGGGUUGAUGGGAAAUAAUGAUUGUGUGAUAAACACGGCUGACAGGUACUGUUAUCAACCUUUUCUUUUUUUAAGAACUUUUCAUACAUAUUAUUACUUUCAUUAUAACUGUAGUGCAAAUGUUAUCCACAGUAUAUCCACUCUGAGGCAUUAUGGUAUUGCAGUAUGCUGUACAUAAAAUAGAUAGAAAAGACUUUUUCAUCUGUAAAAGGGAAGUAUGUCUUGUGUACAGAAUAUAUGAAAACGCACCCAAACCACAGACUGUGUCCCAGGUCCGGUACUGUACCCCACUGGUUCUGCUGAAAAAUAACUAGGAGUUACAGUGAGACUUACGGCUUUUCUUUAAACAUUUAUGAUUUAACUUUGAGUAAUUGAGACUCUUUAGUUAUUAAAACUCUUUGGACUAAUUAUCACUAAUGCUUUUGUUUUCUAGGCUAAUGAAGGCAUAGUUGUUUUCAGUAAUGUAGAAAAUAAGUGAAAAUUGUUUCACCAAUUAUUUAAAAAAAAAAUGUGUUUUUAUGUUUAAAAAAAGCUAUUAACGGUGCUGUGUAAAAUAAAGCCACUGCUUUCAGACUCCUGACCUGCUAAUGUGUUUAAACAGCAUCAGAUUAAACGGUGACCUGGGACACAGCAAACCGUCGAUCCAAUCAAAACGUUCAGGCAGCCUGUACAACAGCCAACGGUCUUCAUGUAUACUCAACUUUGUAUGUCUCUGUGUCUUUUUAUGAAAAAAAUGACCUAGCAAUGCUCCUGGUAAACAGUUAUUAACUGUACUAUGUUACAUACUGUAUGCACAGUUAAAGCUCCUACUCAUCUGAACAGACUGUUUCUUCUUCCCUUAUGGAGAAUAAAAUUUAAAAAACUGUUUAUGACUAA